Molecule: messenger RNA, 3577 nt
Organism: Brassica rapa (field mustard)
Lineage: Eukaryota; Viridiplantae; Streptophyta; Magnoliopsida; Brassicales; Brassicaceae
Product: RNA N6-adenosine-methyltransferase mettl16
Biological process (GO): rRNA base methylation
Cellular component (GO): nucleus
Molecular function (GO): 23S rRNA (adenine(1618)-N(6))-methyltransferase activity
Source: RefSeq, a predicted model, not a curated record
AUAAAAUAAAUUUAUUAUUUUAAAUCAAAAUAUUUAUAUAAUAUAUAAUAUUUCUUUAGUAUAUUGUGAUAAUUUCUAAAUAUUUAGGUUGUCUAACUAAUAAUUCAAGUGUUAGAUUAAGUGAUUUAUGAUUAGGCAUUAAGGGGUGUUACUGGUUAUAUAAGUUGAAAUAAACUCUAUUAGAUUUCAAAUAGGUUAGAUUUUUUUAAAUUCAUUUACAAUCUAAGAUAUAUGAUUUAUUUAGAUAUUUUAAAUCUUUGUCAAAGCAUUUAUAAAUUUAACUUAAUAUCAUAUGAUUUCUAUAACAUAAUUAUAGUUAAUUUUAAGAGGAUUAUAAUAUGAAUUUUAAUUCCAAACUCUAAAAUUAUAAAAUAUAAAAGAAAAUUAAUUCACACAAAAGUUAUUUAUAUAUGUAUCAUUUGUAUAUUAUUCUCUUGAAUCUCAUCUAACGUUGUAUGUAGGUGAAAAAAAACAAUAAACACUAUUUUAUUUAUUAUAUGAAAGAUGAAAAAGAUGAUCUAAGCAUUGUGAAGUAGCUGACAAAAAAAAUCAUUGUGAAGUGCCAGAAGAAGAAAAAUCUGAAUGUGAUAAUGUAAGAGAGCUUUAUCAACCGACAUACUUUAAAGGUGUUGUAUUACACUUUGACAUACUUCAAGCUGGAGGUGUAUUUUGUGCAGCAAAAGGUGGAGUAAAAUAUCUAUUAUAACCUUCAUUUAAUUUUGUUCAUGUGGUCAGAGAAAGUGUGGUCAUGAAACCGAUUUCAAAUUGUGGACUAUCCAUAACUAUCUCCUUAACCAUCACUGAAAUAUCUUUCUUUUGUACCACCAUACCAUCUCCUUCACCACCAUCACUUCCAUAACUAUCCCGCUAUAGACUCCACCUCCGCCAUAAGCUUCUCCACCACCACUUCCUCUACCACCACUAGAGGGUAUAAUUGUUGAUCUUUCCCGCCUCUGGUUCCUCUUCAUUCAGCCUUCGUAAUUAAGAACCAACACCAUAAAACCUUCAACCGCCUCCAUGACCGCUGACCAGCAAACACAACUUUCAUAUCCACAUUUGUAAGCUCCACUAACACCAUUAGCUCCUCCACUACCUGCCUACGUAAGCACUACCACAAUAAGACCCUCCACCGGCUCCAUGACUGCUAACCACUUCUUUCACCACCACAAUUUUCAUAUCCAAUUACACAAGUUCCACUUAAGCCAUUAGCUCCUCCACCGCCACCUCCUCCAUACCUUCCAACUUUUGAUCCACAUCCACGGCUCCACGUCCAGCUCUUCCUCCUUCACCACCACCAUAAGACCCGACCCCUACCGUUGCCACUAGCAUGACCACCAUAAACAUUAUGUUUUCCACUGUAACCAUGUCUCCACCUUUUCUUCUCCACUAGCAUCUCCACCUCCAGCUUUUUCUCUCCCAUUAACAGCUCUUAUUAUGUUGUGUAAAACGUCGGUGGUGAAAACUGUAAUCAUUGGAGAAGAUAGUAGAUGCGGCUGAUUAAAAUUUGAUGAGUCAAUGGAAAAAUAAAUUUCAGGUUAUAAAGGCUUUUUGGGAAAUUUACAAGGAAGAAGUACUUCACAUGCUGAAAGUAUGUGUGGAUGUAAAUAGAUAAGUAAAAAGUACGUUUACGUGUAAUUUUUUCAUAAUGUAAUGCAAAGAAAGCUAUUCCCUAGGUUUUGAUCAAAUGAAAAAUACAUGAUUAACUAACGAUGAAAAUGCUUGAUGCUAACUUUAUAAACACAAUAGGAGACGCUGAAUUUAUAACAAAAAUUGUUCAUAUAUUUUAUAGGUACAGAGAAUCUUGUUUGAAGUGAAUUUUGUGAUGGUUAACAUAAAAUAAGCAAAACAAAAUAUUGGUGAAGAAAGAAAAAGAGCCCCCUAUUGUUGUUAUACAAAGGCCCACUCUAAUCAAACCAAUAGAAGAAUGAAAAGCCCAUUGGAAGUAGAUGAGAUUGGUUCUCUUUUUGCACUUCCAAACCUGCUUGAUUUUGUUGCUUGCCGCCUCUCGCUACGAUUCUUCGUUAAUCAAUCUGAUUGCGACUCAACAAAGAGCUUUUCAAUUUCCCAUGUCGAUGCGCCGUAACGGGAAGAAGAGAGCAAGGUCCGAGACCCCAGGCUCCACCGCCCAUCCCAAGAACAAAUACUCAGACAACCCUCCCGAUUUCGCCUCGCUGGCCUCUCUCUACCCUUCCUUCAAGCCCUUCGUCUUUUUCUCCGGAGGCUCUCGACCCCGCAUCGACUGGACCGACUACAACGCCACACGAGAGCUCACUCGCGUCCUCCUCCUCCACGACCACGGCCUCAGCUGGUGGAUUCCCGACGGGCAGCUCUGCCCAACUGUUCCCAACAGGUCCAACUACAUCCACUGGAUCAACGACCUCCUCUCCUCCCAGAUCAUUCCAAGCUCACGUGGCAACAAUAAAGUAAAGGGCUUUGACAUUGGUACUGGCGCUAAUUGCAUUUAUCCUCUCCUCGGUGCUUCCCUUUUCGGCUGGAGUUUUGUCGGCUCAGACAUUACCGAUGUAGCUCUAGAGUGGGCUGAGAAGAAUGUUCAAAGCAACCCCCACGUUUCAGACCUUAUCGAGAUCAGACGCUCUCGAAUCAUUCCAUCUGAAGAUGACGUCACUAUGGUACUCCUGGGCGUUGUCAAGGAGUCUGAAACGUUUGACUUCUGUAUGUGCAACCCUCCAUUUUUCGAAACAUUUGAGGAAGCUGGGCUUAACCCGAAAACCUCAUGCGGUGGAACUCAUGAGGAGAUGGUUUGCGUUGGUGGGGAGCAAGCUUUUGUCUCCCGUAUUAUACAAGAUAGCGCUGUACUCAGGGAAAGAUUCAGGUGGUACACUUCUAUGCUUGGGAAGAAGGCUAACCUCAAGCUCUUGAUAUCGAAGCUUUGGGAAGUGGGGGUUACUGUUGUUAAGACCACUGAGUUUGUACAAGGCCAAACUUCGCGUUGGGGACUCGCCUGGUCCUUCGUUCCCCCAGCUACUAGGAAGAUUAUAGCGCCAACUCCUGUAUCCAAAAGCAGCCUUCUUUCUUUUAUGCUUGAGGGCAUUAAACGGCAGUACAGUGCAGCGGAUGUGCUGCAGUCAGUUGAAGAGUUCUUCAAGAGCUCUGAUGCCUCGUCCAAAUUAAACUCGAAUACCUUUUCUGUUGACAUUGUUGCGUCCAGUGAGCAGUGCAACACAAUCACUAAUAGGGAUGAUGUGGAUAGUGUGAGAAGCCAUGGCUCCAGUUUGCAAGGCCCUCAAGAUGACCUGUCUUUCCGCAUCUUGGUGUUCCAGCAGAUGCCAGGAACGUUGCUUAUAAAAGGAUCAUUGCAGCAUAAAGAUAGUCCUCUCUCAGGGUUGUUCUCUGUGGUUUUUGGUUCCUUGGAAGAAAGUAUGAAGUCCAAAUUUUGUAGGUAAACAAUUAGUACUGUACUCACUUGAAGAAUGGCAUCUUGUAUAACUAUAUCAAAUUGAAUUAUAAAGCUUCCAUCUCAGACAUAUGUAACAUGUUCUUACAUACCAAUGGAUAAUCGAUAUUCAUAUUGUAAUCUACUAAUCUAUUUUGUUAGAUAAUAGUUCAUUUUGUGGAA